Salvelinus sp. IW2-2015 is the source of this 7381-nucleotide messenger RNA. Lineage: Eukaryota; Metazoa; Chordata; Actinopteri; Salmoniformes; Salmonidae. The record is from RefSeq and is a predicted model, not a curated record.
AAACGGACAUCAAAGGUUUUGAAAGCUCUAUUCCGAAAACGUACCUAGGUGAUUCAAAUACAUACUGUAAUUCAAUGAAACGUAGUAGGCUCAACCGCAAAAGAAACUAGGCUGCAGAAAACGGAAUUUGUCGAGAUCUGUGUGUUGCUUUCAAAAGUUGCUGUUACGAAUUGCUGUGUCGGGACCCGGUUUGGCCCAAGAGGAAAGGUGAUAUUUUUGUAUAUAUUUUUUCCUCUCCCUUUUUAGGGGUGGGAAAAUGAUUUCCCUUUUCCAUCCGCACUAUAGUACAGUAAAGAGCGAGAGGCCUGUGAGGAUCGCUCAUGUAAUCUAAACGGUUUUUGGAACGGAGUGGUGAAACAAUAUUUCAAAUUUCGUGAAAACCUUUAGAACGCAGCGAUGAUCACUUUCAUUGUUGUCGACAUUCUUCCGGGCAUGAAGGACCAAAUCUGUCUGGGUUAAGGGGCGAAUCGGAUGGGAAUUUUACCAUGAAAACAUUUUGGAAGGUAAAUAAGCGACCAACUUCGAGAGAAACCAAGCUUCAUUUGAGGGAACUUAAUGAAAAGAAAACUAAAACAAGGAAUCUUCAGAACGAUUAGACCAAUCUUGUCAAGACAUUGGUCGAAUUAGUAACUUUGUGCAGUGUUAUUUCACAUGGAAACAAAUUAACAAUAGGUAGCUAGUGCUAUUAUUUUCCCGGUAGUCUAUUGACAAAGACGGAUGCAGGCAGCGACAGGCGAUGCCCAUGAUACAGUGUGGUCGCAAUUAAUGUUUCUCCUAAAGAUAUUGAGAGGUUAACGUUUUAUUUUCUAGUAACAUUUCACCAUACUCAGAGUUAUCUAUGUAUCAUUGGCAAUACGUUAUUUCAUGCACGCCCCCGUAAUGGUUCUGAAGAAGAACGUUUACAGUCACCUCUGAUUUCUUCUGUCUGGAACAAUUAUUUUACAUCAAUAUUUGAAAAAACUAAAUACACCAAAGAAUUGAAGUCUACACCGUGGAAUCACCCAUGUGUUCUUUUUUUAAUGGAUUAAACGAAUUUGAAUCGUUGUGGAACGCCCUUGGACGGACAUUGAAAGCCAAGGCGAAGCCAUUCUCCAAAAUACAGUUUGUCAUUUUUGUGAAAAUGCUAACGUUAUUUGGAUAAAAUCCGUGUGGGAAAAAACAACGGAAGCCCAAUGAGCGAGACACAGUCAACACUCACUGACAGGGUUCCCAAAAAAGCAACCAGGACCCUUAGCAUUCUCAGCAAGGACCACCCCCCAGACAAGAAACCCAAAAGUGACAAAAACACAGUCCCACCUCUGCAUGAGUUUGACCCUACAGGGCUUGUCCAGCGUUGUGUGAUCAUUCAGAAAGAUGAGAACGGCUUUGGGYUGACGGUGAGCGGAGACAACCCUGUAUUUGUGCAGCUGGUCAAAGAGGAUGGCUCUGCCAUGCGAGCAGGCGUCCAGACGGGUGAUAGGAUCAUCAAGGUUAACGGGAGCUUAGUAACACAUUCAAACCAUGUCGAAGUCGUAAAGUUAAUCAAAUCGGGCUCCUAUGUGGCCCUCACAGUGCUGGGGAGGCCCCCGGGACUGGCCCAAAUCCCCCUGUCAGAGGGCGAGGGUGGAGACCCAGGGGUCCUGUCGUCGUCCCUCUCCUCACCCCACUCUCCAGGAACAAUGGGGGGAACAGGGCAGCGCUGCUCCACCUCCACCAGUCCCCAGGACCACAUCAUCUCCCCGCUGCCCCUCUGGGAGGAGAAUAACUCUGUACACAGCCAGAACGUGGACAUCUUACAGAAGAUGCUGUCCAAGGAGCAGCAGGACAUACAGGCUAUGAAGGAGGAGUACAGCAGGAACCCCACAGCCAAACUACUGAAGGACAUCCAGGAGGCCAAGAAACACAUUCCUCUGCUGCAUGGCCAGCUCAGAAAGACCACAGGCACACCUMAGGAUGGCUCCCUCUCCCCCUGGAACGGUGAGGGGGGGGGCGUUGGGGCGGCCGAUGGAGCGCAGACCCCCUCCUCGCAGGUAGAGAGCGGCAGCAACGGAACCUGGACCAAUAACACUGUGUCUCCCAGUCCCCUCCCUGAGAGUCCGUGCCAAAGAGAGACCCCCUGCCAUUGCCCAAAGACCACCCCCCGAGACAGCCUCAACUCCUGCCCCUCGCCUGACGCCGAGGACACGCCGGACUUGAACUGUAACUUCCAGUGUAGUGUGGGCAGGCCCUUGUCCCGUCUCAACCCCCAGAUCAUCGGAGCAGAGGACGACUACUUUGACACCGAGCAGGAACAGAUCAAUGGUCAGUGUUGUUGUUUCCAGAGUAUAGAGCUGCUCAAGUCUCGGCCCGCUCACCUGGCCGCCUUCCUCCAUCACGUGGUCUCUCAGUUUGACCCUGCACCUCUGCUGUGCUACCUUUACGCCGACCUGUACAAGCAGACCAACUCCAAAGAGACCAGACGGAUCUUCAUGGAUUUCCAUACUUUCUUUAUGGACCGAGCAGCGAAUCUGAAAGUAGCUGUGCCUGAGUCUAUUGCCUCUGAACUAGAUCGGCGGAGACCUGAGCUGAUCCCAGAGGAACUGCACAGACCUUACAUACAGCUGCUACAGGACACACUGCUACCAGACAUCCAGGGGAACCUAGAGGACUUCAGGCAGAAGCGCAGCAUGGGUCUGACCCUGGCAGAAGGGGAGCUGGCUAAGCUGGACACAGAGAGGGUGAGAGACCGCGUGGCGCUGGAUAGAGAACGCUCCUGUGCCGAACAUAUCAUCUCCAAGAUAGAGGACAUCUUGCUGACGUCACAGCCCACAGAAGAGGAGAAGUGCACUACUAUGCAGUAUGUUAUCCUCACAUAUAUGAAACACCUGGGAGUUAAAGUGAAGGAACCUCGUARCCUAGAGCCCAAACGAGUCCGCAUCAACUUCCUGCCCAAGAUCAAGAAGAGCAUCAAAACUGAGAAAGAGGGGGAGGAUAAGGUGAAGAAGCCUCGUUUUCCCAGCAUCCUCGGCCCUCCUCGUCGGCCCAGCCGUGUGGACUCCACUUCWAUCGGCAAGGCCAUAGAGAUGAACAAGCAGCGGGGCCCCCAGAAGCAGCUCUCCCAGCCCAUCUUAAGCAUCCCCGAUCACCCAGAAUCCUCGGCCCGCGGCAGCCAAUCAAGGGAUCCAGGCUCGGAUGUGGCCACCCACCCCUCGGCCUUCAUCGCAUCACCCCCACACAGUGCCCCAGCCAGCCAGGGCUCCGACCCAAUGGGACACGAUUCUGACUCGGGUCUCACUCCCUCCUCCGCCCUGCCCAGACUGAGCUCUGACUGGCUCCACCCGGGCGACACCCAGGACAGGAUGGCCCACCCAACCAGCACCCACUUUGACUUCAGCCCCUGCACCCUGGACCAAUUGCAGGAGGAGGAGCGUGAGAGUGACGGAGUUCAAGAGGGAGGCACACCCAAACCAGCCCGGAGGAUGCAGGGUUUAGGCUGUGCAGAUGUGCCGAGUGAGGACGACCUGGGGAAUGAGAUCGAGUGCAAGCAGGACUCUCCCAACUGGCAGACACUAGUCAGCCGAGAGGUCCUGGCGGGCCUGACGCCACAGGAGAUCAAGAGACAGGAAGUCAUCAACGAGCUGUUCUACACAGAGCGAGCCCACCUGAGGAUGUUGAAGGUGCUGGAUAACGUGUUCUACCAGAAACUAACCCGAGACAGCAUCUUGCCUCCUGGAGACAUUAAACACAUCUUCACUAACCUAGAGGAGAUUGUCCAGCUACAUGUGUCGAUAACAGAACAGGUGACAGUCAUUCGGAAGAAGAAUGAGACGUCAGUGAUAGACCUGAUAGGAGACGAUCUACUAGCUUGGUUCAGUGAUGGCGAGGAGGAGAAGAUCAAGCGGGCGGUGGGCACCUUCUGCAGUAACCAGCCCUUCGCYCUGGAACUCAUCAAGACCCGGCAGAAGAAAGACCAGCGCUUCACCUCCUUUAUGCAGGAGGCUGAGAGCAACCGUCUGUGUCGCAGACUGCAGCUGAAGGAUAUCAUUCCAGUGGAGAUGCAGAGGCUGACCAAGUAUCCACUACUGCUGGAGAGCAUAGCCAAGUACACAGAGGAUGCAGCGGAGAGGGACAAGGUGAAGAGGGCCGGGGAGUGCUGCAGGAAGAUCCUCAACUAUGUCAACCAGACGGUGAAAGAGGCAGAGAACAAACAGAGGUUAGAGGACUACCAAAGACGCCUGGACCUGUCCUCACUCAAACAGAGUGAGAACCCAAUGAUCUCAGAGUUCAAGAGCCUGGACCUGACCAAGAGGAAGAUGGUGCACGAGGGACCUCUCUCCUGGAAGGUCAACAAAGACAAGACAAUCGAGCUGUACACGCUGCUCCUGGAGGACAUCCUGGUGCUGCUGCAGAAGCAGGACGAGCGGUUGGUCCUCAAGUGCCACAGCAAGAACCUGGCGGGCACCGCCGACACCAAGCACAUCUUUAGCCCCGUCAUCAAGCUCAACACUGUGCUGGUGCGCUCGGUGGCCACCGACAACAAGUCCUUCUUCGUGCUGUCUAUGUCCGACAACGGAGCCCAGAUCUACGAGCUAAUGGCCCAGACYGURUCCGAGCAAAGAACGUGGCAGUGUCUGAUAACGCAGAGGGCAGACACCAUGAAUACGAAACCGCACAACAUCAUACCUUUACCUCAGACCGAUGCUGAGCGAGACGCAGUGGAGGUGAUCAGCACAGGGAUACCCAAACUGAGCAAAGACCCAGACCGCCUUUCCACGGGAAGUAUCCAGUUCGCAGAAAAAUAUGUCACUUCCUCGCCUGGUCUGCAACCCACGCCCACAUCAAUCAACCCAUUCGACAGCAUCAAAUCAGACGACAAGGAAGAAGAGUCGCUGCUGCUGCUAGACAGAAGAGAAGAGGAGGAAGUGGAGGAGGCAGACGAGGAGGAAGUUGAAGCGUUUCUGGUUGGAGAGCUGGCAGACAGACUGCCCUUACUCCAGGAGAGGUCAUGCCAAGGCAUUGCCAUCGACGACCAGGAGCCCCAUGACGCCUUCGUCAUGCCCCCCUCCAGAGCCGAGGAGGCCCUAAGAACCUUGGCAGCCCUGAGGCAGGUCCUUCUCAACCACAUAACAAGCAGAGAGGAGGGCAGCGACAAGAACAAUGAGAAUAGGAAGGAGAAGGAGCAGAGGAUGGGCUUGGCCCAUGGCUCCCGCCUGCUGAGGACCACGUCACUGAGGGGCCCAGAGGACAGCAACAGCAGUACAUCGGGCCCUAGGAGCGCAGCAGCAUCCUCUCCUGGCUCCUCGGAGAACGGCACCUCGGAGAGGACCGAGGCGGGGAGGGAGGAGGGGGCCCCAGGAUCCUCGGAACUCCCGCCUGGGGACACAGGCUUCUUCGAGACAUCUGAGGACUACGGCAGUUACAUUGUCCUGGGGGGCUCGGGGGAGAGCAGCACAGACGACGACGGUCAGGCGAGUGGCAAGGGUGGAGGCAGGGCCCAGUGGGGCUCGGACAUCGACCUGAAGAAGCUGCUCUCCUCAUCCUCGCAGACAGGGGAUGCUGGCCCCAACCUCAGCCGUCAGGUCAUGACCCACAUCCGCCUGCUGCAGGCCAACCUGCAGCACUUGAAGAUGAGAGUUAGUGGUGACAGAGCCCCUAAUCCUCCACCACAAGAGAACAAAAUAGUGACAUUGACAGGGAGGGGGACACCUGGUCACCUCUCCCUGUCCUCUUGAUGCCCCCCACAUCACCCCYUCACCCCUCCAAUGCUGCUUUGACCUAAAGUGGAGACAGAUACCCCGCAGGCACUCCCAGGCACACACGGCAAUCAGGGAAGAACGCCACAACUCUCCACAGCCUUCUCACAAGGACCAUUGGACUAUACCCCCCUCAACCACCAGAUAUUUUUUCCUCCUGUGGAUAAGAGUGUCAUCUUCCCAUUGCUCGCAUGCAUUGGGCCUUUGGAACUCAUCACUUUCAAUUUAUCCAGCAGGGUCCAGAAACACAACUGUACGUGAUGCUAUAGUCCAACUUAAAGCACUCCCGUGUGGUGGCUAAUGCUUUGGGCCUAGAGGAUCAUGUACCAUAGCAAAGCCAUACCAAAGUGAGAAGUGUGCAGAAGAUCGAUCAAAUUUCGCUAGAACAAAACAUUUUAAGGUUAGAGAAUGGUCAUUGAGAUUUUAAUCAGUGGUUUCUACUAAACUUCAAAACAUAAUWGUAUGUUAAGUUAGCCCACCAUCAUGCCUAUAAUGACGUUCUGAARUGAUUCUUUAAUCACCUAGGGGUGAAUCCUAACUUUCACUUAAGUAAAAUGUUCCCUUCGGUAUGUAUAGAUUUGGAAGUGGAAAUUAGGKUUAUCCCAUUAAGAGGUCCUCAAGUAAUUUAUUGGAUCUCAAGAAAAACAAGCAGUUCUCCAAAAAAAGGAAAAUGUUGUGCAUCUCAAGAAAAAGGACUAGUUCGUUCGGUCUGCUAGAUAGGUCUACUUUGCCAACCCAGUGAAAUACUGUUAGUAGUUAGUAAGAGCAAUUUUUCUUAAUCUUUCAGUGUGGCUGUUUCUCCUCUGGCUGGCAUUAGUGGCACUUGUGAAGCACUUGUGAUAUAGCAAAAUACGAGAGGACAGUCCGUCGUUCCUGUUAUUGACUUUCCCCUGAAGUAAUGUGGUAUUCAUCCAUUCCUAAUUGACAGUGACCCUCUUAGAUCGGGGGAACACCCCCCAGCUAUGGGCCCAGUUGCUGUACGUCUUCCUUUUUCUGUUUUUGGAACUCCAAMCUCUGUGUUACUGUACAUCAUCCUUUGGCUACAAGCUACUGAGGAACUCUUCACUCACAAAUGUAGCUUCUGGGGUSAGAGCACAGAGCUCUGUGAUUUCAUGGUUGGAUUGAGAAAGUACUGGCACAACAAAUACUGUAUAUUAAUUUCACUCCAAUGUUAGCCCAGCUGGAAGAAUGUUUAAAUAUGAAGUUGUGGCUUGGAUUCUUGGAUGGAAACAAAGACGUGAACAACAACAAAAAAAGAGACUUCUAUGGACUAUUUUAAAUGUAAAAGAAAUACAAUUAUGUACAAWAAUGACCAACACUGUAUCUCUUAAAGUAAGAGCAAGCUUCAUGUUUCCUUGGUUUUGUUGGUUGUUUCCUUCUGCUUUCUACAUCAUACAUUAUUUUAACAGAAACUACUAAAACAUUUGAAAAAAUAAGACUUAUCCCUAAAAUAUUAAUGUAAUCUGUAUUUUUAUUAUUUUUGUCUAGACUUUACUAUAUUAUUAUGAGCACUAUUAUUAAUAUGGACUCUGGCUCUGAAAACAUACAUUUGACUGAUCUAUUGUUUAAAAUGAAGGGAAAGAUUGCAAAAUGUCUUCAUUUUGUUUCAGUUUAGAGGGAGGGAAAUAUGAGUUGGAAAUAUGAUUAAAGAAGCUGGCUGGAAACACUGA